This is a messenger RNA of Pichia membranifaciens NRRL Y-2026, 2328 nucleotides long. RefSeq lists its product as hypothetical. The coding region runs from base 1 to 2328 and encodes 775 amino acids. The transcript has a single exon. Gene Ontology annotation, molecular function: zinc ion binding; SUMO ligase activity. The record is from RefSeq and is a predicted model, not a curated record. Gene Ontology annotation, biological process: protein sumoylation. NCBI's taxonomy places the organism in Eukaryota, Fungi, Ascomycota, Pichiomycetes, Pichiales, Pichiaceae.
AUGGAAGUUUCUUCCGAUUCGCAGAUAGACACAGACCUUCCCGACAGUCCCUCCGACGCCUCAGUGUCCAAUAUCGCCUCGCCGGCAGACGAAGUGUCGGCGCUGGAACAGGGGUUGCCAACCAGGCUCUUUGCAGAUAACCAGCGGCAGACAGAUUUCUUCCCGUCCCAGACGCCUGUGGAAACGCAGUCGAAACAGCGAGGGAACGGGCGAGUCUAUGAGAUAAGCCAGGACGGCAAACUCAAGCUGAAGAUCUCGUUGAAGGGUUUGCGCAACCCGGUGGAAAUGGUACCGGCGGCUUCCCCGGGCACAGUGGAGAACAACGAAACGCAGGCUGACAGCAGCUACGACAAUGACGAUGCAGAGACACUUGUGCUGGGGCCCGAGGGCAAGGACGACACGCAGGAGACAACCAGAAUAGUAUCGCAGGAUGCAGUGCCUACUGCCGUCGGUGGCGCCGACGAUACCUCGCAGUCUCUGGUGGGUGCCCUGGUGCCACAGGAGGAGCCACUGCAUGGCCAGAGCAUAGCACAGCGGCUUGGCUCCUCCCGAAAAGAACAACUAGAUGAUACGUUUUCCGACGAUAUAAGCUUCUCGGAGAUAGAGAAAGGGGUGGUGGAUCGAAACACACCAGGCCAGUUCGUAGAGGUCUCUCCCUCCGUCCAGGUUCUGGAGGCACCGGGCUCAUAUUCCGUCCGGUUAAAGCUUUCUACAACUUUAAUCGAGCGACUGAAUCAAGACAAACUGACCCCUGUAUCGAAAAAAGCCACCACCGGGAAAGUCAGCAAAAGAUUGCAGGCAAAGGCCAAGGCGGUGAAGCCCGUCCGGCCAAAGAUGAAGAAAAGGCCUAAGCCCCAGUACUCACGAUUUAUGGUGAAAAUGCCACAGCCUCCGCCUGCUGCUCUGGACCACAACCGAGCUCAAGCUCAAGCCCAACCCAUGGACUUAGUGAGUCUGAUAAAAAUGCAACUGGCCAAUCAGACGAACACUGCUGCUGGUCCUGUUCCUGCGCUAGCUUCUGCUGAAGAUGAUGACGAUGAGGAUAUCGUCGAGAAAUAUAUGCGCUUAUCUCUGAAAGAUCCCCUUUCGGGUCUGCGAAUGGUCACCCCCCUCCGCUCCAAAUACUGUUCACACGUGGAGUGUUUCGAUUACGAAUCUUUUUUGGCCAUGUACAAUUUGAGGCCCUUCAGGAUUGCCAUCCAACGAUAUUCCGACAAGCCCGCUAGAGUUGGCGAGGUUGAUGUGAUGAAGAUCUUGGAAGACACCAAUAGAAGGGUGAUAGAUGUUAAAGACCACAACAAGAUGACACAAUCUUUCCCCUAUAAGACGAAGCAAAAGAUGUUUAAGGAGAAGAGCAAGCAGAUGAAUGACUUGGAGUGGUUCUGCUGCCCCAUCUGCAAGCUUGAGUUUAACAUCAAGCGAAUAGGAGACGUUUACGUAGUGGGGGAGUUUGUUGACAUGUUGCAAGACUUGUCGCUGGAAGAUAAUAACGAGAACGUCGAGGAUAUAGAGAUUGACAUGUCAGAGAAGGGAAAGUGGCGCUGGAUCCGGGAAGACGAAAACGAUGAGAUGCUACGUCAUCGCAACGGAGCCACUCACGAGAACUCAAUUACCCCGCAAAGUGGCGGCGUUGGAGACAUUAGUGAGGAAAAUGCCGAAGGCAGAAGUCAGGACGCAAACACAAACUCACACAAAGAAACACGACAUAAUGUGGAGGUUGUGACUCUCGAUUCAGAUGAAGAGGACAACGCUGGAGAUUACGCUGAAGCAGAAAAUGGACAAGUGGCUGGAGCGACUGCUUCUGAGACCAUGAUGCAUACCCUUGGCCCAUUGAUCCAGGCCAACAACCCAGAAACUACGGAAGAGGAGAUGAUGAAAGAGAUCGAUGCGUUAUUUGAGGCCGAAUUUAUGAACGAAGACGACACUUCUUCCACAACGCCUGCGGUACCUACGAAGGAUACGUCACCCAUACACGCUCCUGAGGUGGUUCCGGUUUUUACACCCCCUCCCAUUCCUGCAUCCGUUUCAUCUGCUACUGCACCUACUCCAGCCCCAACCCCGACUCCCACAUCGACUCCUGCGCAUGUCCACUUUGGUGGCAACACCGGCUCGCUCUUCCAAAAAACCGUCGAGAGCUAUAGGCCGUACAGUACCAGUAUCAACAGCAUUAACAACCAUGGUGGUGCUUUCAUAAAGGACCCGAAUCCGCAUCGUGGAGUAGUAGUGUUCCGUCCUGGAGCUUUCACCACGCAAAACUACGAGAGCCCUGCGGCCCCGGUCUUCAUGAGCGGUGAGGGGGCCGCAGACGACCCAAUUGUCCUCGACUAA